AUGGGCGGCAUGGGCCGGUCCACAGCAGCCUUCACCUGUUCCAGGAAUAUGGAGGGUCUGUGGAAGAAGCUACACAACGGUGAGUACUGUCCGUACGAGCUUCAGGCGGAGCUGGUCGGGGCACAGCUACUACUUUGUGAUGUCCGAGAGCUCGCGGCUGUGCUGAACACACCGGGAGGUCAGUCGCUUUGCGUGGGGCGAAUUGUUUAUUCGCCGUACACGGAAGGAGCGCUAGUCAUGGCACCUGGAGAUGAGGAGGUACUGGUGUCGGAGAGCGCUGCACCAGGAGAAGACAGUCAGGAGACUGAUAAGUUCCUGACUGUUGAUGGAUGCUGGUCAAUCAAACAAGGCUUGCGCUCGUUUGAACAAAAUCGUAGAAGCGUUACGGAUGUUCUCGCGCCCGAAGAAGAUAAUCGCACAAACCAUGAGAAAUGGUCAUUGGCCCUUGCGGGGCUGCAAAUGGAUGCCCUUCACUAUGCAUAUCCGGACAUUCCUAAAGAUGUCGUUCCAGUGGUAGUCAAGUGCUUACAGGAUUGUCUGGACAGCCUUUUUGAAGGUCGCCAGAUUCCCGUCGUCUAA
Messenger RNA from Sphaeroforma arctica JP610, 579 nucleotides. RefSeq lists its product as hypothetical. NCBI's taxonomy places the organism in Eukaryota, Ichthyosporea, Ichthyophonida. The coding region runs from base 1 to 579 and encodes 192 amino acids. The transcript is spliced from 3 exons. The record is from RefSeq and is a predicted model, not a curated record.